Molecule: messenger RNA, 314 nt
Organism: Cinara cedri
Lineage: Eukaryota; Metazoa; Arthropoda; Insecta; Hemiptera; Aphididae
Source: the annotation of a GenBank genome assembly
CGUUACAAGAAACGAGAUGGCAAGGUGAAGGAUGUCUACCAACAGGUAACAUGACAUUAUUCUAUGGCGGUAUAACGUCUAAUAAGCAUGAAAAUGGGGUGGGUUUCCUCGUGCACAAUAGUCUAAUACNAAUACCAUGGAUUAAACAAUUUAAGGCUAUAAAUGACCGAAUAUGUUACAUUCGGAUCAAUAUGAACCACCGGGACAUGGUAAUGAUUUGCGCAUACGCACCAACCGAAUCAGGAAAUGAAGAAACAAAAGACGCCUUUUAUGAAGAAUUGGAACAAGUAUAUGACGCUUUACCAGAUCAUUGA